Chroicocephalus ridibundus (black-headed gull) is the source of this 5761-nucleotide messenger RNA. It is a transcript of the gene SHLD2, whose product is annotated as shieldin complex subunit 2. The record is from RefSeq and is a predicted model, not a curated record. NCBI's taxonomy places the organism in Eukaryota, Metazoa, Chordata, Aves, Charadriiformes, Laridae. The transcript is spliced from 12 exons. The coding region runs from base 1522 to 4209 and encodes 895 amino acids. Gene Ontology annotation, cellular component: nucleus; site of double-strand break. Gene Ontology annotation, biological process: regulation of double-strand break repair via homologous recombination.
GUGACUGUUAACGGCUGCCGCUGGCGGGGCGCUCGUCAGCCUUGGCACCGCCGCCCUGCGCUGGGCAAGGCGCCGGUGCCCGUGAAGAACGUGGGGCAAGCAGCCUUCCCUGAAGCCCAAGUGUGAGCCUGGAGGUGGCUGCCCGGGUCCGCUCCGUGCCCGGCGCGGGUGUCUUAGAUUUUCUACUCUACCAUCAUAUGGGAGUAACUGUAAAAUAAAAAUAAAAAAUAAAAAUCCCAACCAACCCUACAGCUUGAAUUGAACUGAAAGUAAAUACUCUGAAGAUGGCUUUUAAUAACUCAGUUUCUUCUUUUGUAAGAUCAUUGACCCGUCAAUCAGACUCUGACCAUUUCAGAGAUAAGAAGCUGGGAUUUCAUUGGCUAUUAUGACUAGAGCACCUUUCCACAUAUUAAGAAAUGGUGUAAUAAUUAACAGGAAGAAUACACUUGAAAUAUGAAACAGGAUAUCUCUGGAGGUAGAGUGAAAUACAACUGCAUUCCUAGGAUCUUAAACUUUUAUACUGAACUUCAAGUAUUGAAAAGCUGGAUUAGCUCCUGAAUUUCGUUUCUGGUGUUCCUACCUCUGCAGAAUUACCUAUUGCAGCAACUUAUAUUAGCAACAUUCCCAAAAUAUGUAGCUAGGUGUCUGCAUUUUAAUGAACACUUGUAGCUGUAGCUGAGUAUUUUAAAAUUACAGUAUAGCUUUUUUUUUCCCCCCCAAAAAGGGAUCUUUUGUGCUGUGUAAGGUGGGCUUAUUUUUAAUAAACUAGAAAAAGCUAGUAACUUCUUGGUUAGUAUGAUACUAUGUAAAUGAAUUAAAGCUAAUUCUAAAUCAUCUGCUCAGGUUUCACUGACAUCUUAGUGCUUAUUAAAUAUUUAUAAUUUAUCAGUAAUAUCCUGAAACCUUCCAUUUCAUGAAAUAAUCACUUAAUACAGUAUUUCAUGCUAAUCGAGCAUGUAAAAUACUGCAUUUCUAGACAGCUUUUAAACUGAUUUUAGAUAGCUCUAGUAUUUUUAAUCCUUUAGUUGAAACUGUAAUUUUCUGGGAGGUGAAAUAUCUUCUAAAUAUACUGUGACAGUUUCCCACAGGCAUUUAUUUCACAUGGAUUAAAAUGAAGUACUGAAUAGUAAAUUCACAUUUGGCUGUUUAAUUAGCAAUAAUAAAUGAAGAUAAGCCUGCUCAAUAAUUAACUUAAAUUGAACUUCACUAUAAUUCUGCAUUUGCUACAUGUUUCCAAGUAUCAGAAUCAGAAAUUAAGCCCUAUUGUAAAUAACUUCUCUUUCUAUGGAAGUUUGACACAAUAAAUAACUCACUUUUUUAUUUCGUACAUUUCAUUUUAUAGGCUUUAAGUGGUAAAGUGGUGUUUUUACCAGUUAAAUUAUGAAGUAGUCCUUUGAAUUUUAGGUAUUUUUAAAAUGUUACAAAAAGGCCAAAUAUAAUUUUUGGCAUUUACUAAUGCUUAGUGUUGUAUUUAUUGCAUAAACCAUAUUGUUUAAAGACAAAUUUACACAGUGAUAAAAAAUGUCAAAAAGACCUCAAAUUCAUAUUUUUGUGGGAGCACCCAGUAUUCCAAGCCUGCUGGAGGUGUCAGUGCAAAGUAGUUCAGCACCUGCUGCUGAAAAAUGGAGAGAACUCCACUACUCAUGUGACAUACAUCUUUUUUCAGAAAAAGUCAAAGGUCCUGACCAUGUAGUGUUUGAGGCAGAAAGCUCUGUAGUCACAGCAGUUCCUACAGAUGAUGACAGCUCUCAGCAAUCUAAACAGGGGAGAUUAAUGGCAGCAAAAGAGUAUUUGACAUCUUUUAUACCUGUGGCAGUAACUUGUAGCAGCACACCUAAAAAGACUGAAAGCUUAAUUUAUUCUGAUUGUCAAAUAUGUAAAGAUAAAUGCACACACGCAAAUGUAAAUCAAGCUGCAGACCAACACCUUCCUCAAAAAUUUGCAGAAUCAGAUAGGCAGGAUAAACAAUCACAUGGCUGUUAUUCAAAACUCACUGAAAGAAAAGCCAAUCAUUUAGAAGUUAACAGCUCUGACAUUUCUGAUUUGGUUGCCAGUACUAAGCAGAUUAGCAUACAUCUAAGGUCUGCGGGACAAGGUUUUCAAUCAGAUCACAGAAGUGAUUGCCAUGAAGAUCUAACUCAAUAUCUGGAUAUGUUUUUCCCCAAAGAUCAAGAGUCAAAACUGAAAGGAGAACCACAUGAUUGUUCAGACCUUGCAGUGUCAACUGAUACUGAAUUUCGUAGUAUAAUGACUUCAAGUCAGAUGGCUGUUUUUGCACAGGAUCGGAAUGAGAUGCAGAAAAGAAUCAUAAAACUAUCGGAAACAGAAGCAGGCAAAAAAACUAAAGAAAGACAGUAUGACUACUUCCAAUAUGAUUCUGAUGUUGGAAUGUGUUUUGAUGUGGCUGAAAAUGAGUAUAAGGAAGAAUAUACAAGUUCCCUUGAACUUUUCAGUUCUGAGGGUGAUGGGAAAAAUGUUUGCUUUGGAGCCAUAAAACAAGAAGGAAAUGCUCAGGAAAAUAUAGAGAAGUCUCAAGAACUUAAUGUUCCUGUUGAGCAAUUUGUAAAUGAAAUCCAUAUUGAACCACUGAGCUCAGGAAUAUUGUGCUCUCAAGUAGACAGUUCUCAUAAGAGUUCUUCUAAAAGAGCCCGCAAGUGUGAAGAUUCCUUUCAUAUUUUUCACUCAGUGUUGAAAACACAGCUGAAAUCAAAGAGAGCUAAACUGAAUUCUUCUCCAGCUGGUCCUGGGAUGAGAGUGGAUCAAGAGAGAGUGACAGAGUUCAAGAAACUUCAAAAGAAACUAUCACCACUUAAGAACUGCUGCUGCAAAAAUCAGAAGUACAAUGUUUUGGUCACAAUAGUACAUCCUUGUCAUAUCAAAGAAAUACAGGUGAAGACUAGACCAAAACCUUCUUGUAAAGUUCCUGUAGCAACAAUUGUAGUUAUUGACCAGUCGGAAAUUGAGAGAAAGGUGGUGCUGUGGCGUGGUGCUGCAUUUUGGUCACUCACUGUGUUUCCUGGGGAUAUUGUACUGCUUACAGAUAUAAUAAUGUAUGAGAAUCUUUGGUAUGGAGAAAUCAUGCUGCAAUCUACAUUUACCAGUCAGCUACUGAAUCUAGGAAACUGCUCUGCCCUCAAUCCAGAAGAAUUUUAUCCUGUAGUGGAUGGUGGUGUUCUCCAUGGUUUAUUGGCAUACAUAUCAUCAGAAUUUCCGCACUUUGGAGACAUUCCUCGAAGGCAAGUUCAGAGACUGGAUAGUGUUCAGUAUGUGCAGCUAGACCAGCUCCAGCCAAAUGCAUUGGUUCACUCAAUCUUGAAAAUCGUCAAUAUUGCUGUAUUAACAGAAUCUGUGUAUAGCUACAGAGGUGGCAACCAAAGAAAAAUUAUUCUAACAGUAGAACAAAACAGAGAUCAGCAAUAUAGGAUGGUGCUGUGGGGAGCAGGGGCUGCCUGGUGCCCUCAACUUCAAAGGAAAAAAGAUCACAUAUGGGACUUUAAAUACCUUCUCGUUCAACACAGUUCUGUCUCGGGUGACUUUGAACUGCACACAACUCCAUGGUCAUCCUAUGAGUGCUUGUUUGAUGAUGACAAAAGGGCAAUUGAAUUUAAAGAAAAGUUUCAGAAAAGCAAAACAUCCCGCAUGCAGAUGACAAAGCUCUCAACACAUCUGGAGGAAAAAUGCUCAGGAGUCAUUCAAGUGAAAGCCCGUAUCUUAGAACUGAAGUUUACUGUUUCAACUGGUCAGUACAAGCAACUCAUCUUCCGUGCUGACACUUCACUGGAGUGUCUUUUGGCUGCUCUGCCUAUGAUUACAUAUUCGGGUUGUGCUAAAUGUGGUUUGGAACUGCAGGCAGAUGAGAACAUGAUCUACAAGCAAUGUAUUAGAUGUUUGCCGUACAAUAAAGUAAAAGCAUUCUACAGGCCUGCUUUGAUGACAGUAGAAGAUGGAGGAUAUGAAAUUUAUGUUCAUGUGGUGUCUGAGUUGAUGGAAAAAAUCUUCCUCAAUAUUCCUGCAGGCUGGCUGAACAGAUUAGUAGUCCCCUCUUCAGAUAUAACUUACAGCACAAUAGUAGCAGAUCUGUGUCAUUUGCUGCUAGCAGAUAUGGAAGCAUCCUAUUUGUUGGAAAUUAGGAGCCAUUUUGUGCUAGAUGAAAACAGCUAUCCUUUGCAAAAGGACUUCCAUCUGCUAAAUUUCCAUCCUGAUCUUUGAAGCAUUGACCUCUGCGAUAACUGAGUAACAGAGACUAUAGGAACACACAGAUGGCCAACAGAAGAAAAAUGAAUUAACUCAAGGAAGCAAAUAUUUUUAAAAAUACAAGAAAGGAUUUUGUUUUUAACUUACACAAAAAAACACCAAAAGGACUGGUAUGGAAUAUCUGCUAAUAGUAUAUACUGUUGCUGUACUACUGAUAAAUUGUUAUAAAGUAUAUUUUUAUACAUGUAUUUUAUCUUAAUAAACUCUUACUGGGUAUCUGUUUUCCUUUCCUCCUCAGGAAAGCUCACUAGUAUGGAGAGACUGAGUUCUUCUCAGAUAUAGCAGCUUAGAGGAAGACAGACACAAUUCAGUAAUGUUAUUUUAGUUAUAAGAUUUUUGUGUGUCUUAUCCUGUACAUUAUCUGUAACUUGGUUAUGCAUUUGCUUGCUUUGUUGUGGUUGCUUACCUUCUUUUAACAGCAGAAUUUCUGCCACUUACCCUCAGCAAUUUUGCUGACACUGUUUUCUCUUGUAAAACAGAACUGUCUCACUGAAUCUAAUUUUGUGUAUCUAGAAGUUGUUGCACCAAAUUAAGAGGUUUUAAACAGCUUAAACUGGUGCAUUCUUUCAUGGACUGUUUAGAUUAUUUAAUUUUUGUAGCAUUUAUUGUUGUAGUAUCUAUCCAGCAUAAGCUGGCAAAUAACUUAAUUGCCUUAAGCCAGUUUAAUCAGUUUAACACUGGUCUGUAAAAUUUUCUCCAAACUUGAUCAGAUUUAGAAAUUAAUUUAAAUCUUUUUAAAGUCUUAGUGUAUUCUGAUAGUGAUUUUUAUCAGUAAAAGACUGAGUACAUUAUGACUGUACCUGACUUCAUAAAGUAAUAAUCUCGUAACUAUUACUCUGUGAAAGAGAUUAAAUAUAUAGAUCAGUAUUUUUCUCUGAUAUAAGUGUCUUUCUCUGACAUAAAUUGUGCCUCUUACUGAGCCUGGUAGAAGCCAUAGGGUAUGAAUCAUAUUUACUUUCUGGCUUGAUCCUUGCAGAUCUUCGCCUGCGCUGUUCUCAUGUAGAAAAUGUGUUUCCACAUACACUGUUUCAGCUGUCCUCAGGCUUCCAACAGAACUGUUCUCAAAACUCAAUUUGAUAAAUCAAGUUGUCAAAUGUAUUAUAAUGCAAUUGAUAUGACUGUUGAACAGCUUUUGUAUGUUGUUUCUUGGAAGUGGCUACUUCCAAUUGAAUAGCCAUGUUUCUUGGUGCUAGUUUGGAUUCUGUUGUUGUAUCUCAUGUGAAACCAAUUUGGAACUGUCGGGUUUUUAAUGAUGUUGAUUAGAGCUAUGUGUAAGCCAUGUGUUUUCUUGUGUACCAAUAAAAGGGGAAGGUAGUAAUGUGUUUGAUCAGUCUGUCAGCAAGAGGGAAUCCAAAGAAUUAUUGGAUGACUUUGAAGAACUGAAUUUUCAGAUGAAGUUUCACAAGGUCACUGAUCUUAUUUCUGUAUUUAACUACUUGUGUACUGAUCAAUCUGGUCAGAUUAUAUUGAUCAAACAAGUUUGUGCAGCACUGCUUCUCACAGCAGA